Molecule: messenger RNA, 1676 nt
Organism: Chlamydomonas reinhardtii
Lineage: Eukaryota; Viridiplantae; Chlorophyta; Chlorophyceae; Chlamydomonadales; Chlamydomonadaceae
Exons: 4
Coding region: 127-930 (267 amino acids)
Biological process (GO): proteolysis; protein catabolic process
Cellular component (GO): mitochondrial matrix
Molecular function (GO): ATP binding; ATP hydrolysis activity
Source: RefSeq, a predicted model, not a curated record
GAAACGCUCGCGUGUCAGAAUGGGCAGUAUAGGCCGCUGCUGUGGUUAGCGGGGGCCUGCCGCUGCCGCUGCAGCGGCUGCGCCGCGUGGCGUCCUUUCGCGCUGCAGCGCUGGCUGCCGCCGGUGAUGCACACGUCGCUGCUGAGCUGCUCCAUGCCGGUGGGCGUGGUGGGGUCGGUCAUCGCGCGGCAGGCAUGCCUGGGCACGCUGCACGCCAUCCACCCGCUGCUCUGCUCCUGGCUGGCCUUUCGCCAGGCCCAGUCGCAGCAGCAGCCGGCCGCAGCCGCUGGCACCAGCACCAGCAUUGGCGCCACUGCCACCAGCAGCAGCCAGCGGGGCACGGCCGUUGCGCAAGAGCGCAGCUGGCAGCAGCUGUUCCUGUACGACGCGCCGCUGACCGAGCUGCUGGCCAACGCAGUGGACCUGGUGCUGGACGACCGGCACCUGGACCGCUGCAAGCGCCCGCCAGAGAUCCUGGCGGCUCUGCGGCGGCUGCACGCCAACAUCAGCGCGGUCUUCCUGAAGCUGGCGCCGCUGGCGGCGGUGGUGCUACCGGGGCGCGCUUGCCCCGCCGGCGGACCCGGGGCUGUGGCGGCGCGUGCAGUACGGCCUGGAGCGGCUGCACAGAUCGACACCCGCGACAUUCUGUUCAUUGUGGGCGGCGCCUUCGUGGACCUUGACCGCCAGAUGCUGGACACACGCGUGCAGGGCUCCAUGGGCUUUGGAAACAAGGUCCGCCCCGCCGGCACGGGUCGCCCGGGCGGCCCGCGCAUCAACGCCGACAUCCUGCUGGACGUGCAGCACACCGACCUCAUCCAGUACGGCCUCAUCCCCGAGUUCGUGGGCCGGCUGCCCGUGCUGGUAGCGCUGCAGGGGGAGGCGUGGUGGCGGACUGGGGAGGGGCGGGUUGUUUACAGCAUUGCACAGUAGACGCCAAGGGAGGGGAGCAGGGCGCAGGAGCGGGGUUAAGAGGCGGGCGGCGGGGCGGGACUUUGGGGCUGGUAGGUAGGAGCUGUGAGAGUGCGCGGCCUGGCCUGGCCCGCAGCGCGCAGCGUGCCGUGGGUGCGACAGCCAUGCCCAAAGCUGUCUCCAGAUUCAAACUUUGAUGGCAAGCUCCGGGCCCUACAACUACCAGAGGCCUGCUCCACCCGUGUGUUCAGUGGUGGGUGAUGCAAAUGGCACACACAUGUCACGGACACGGGCUGUAUUUCAUUGUCCAGACACGGCACGGUAGUGCCAUGGAGGCACGGCAUAUGUCUUGGUUUUCCUCUCUUGUGUAUUCCUAAAAUACGUCCGGGCUGCAAGUGUACCAUACCACCCAUUUGUUGUAGCCCACGUUUGUAGCCGGUGCGGCUGCGGUGUGGGGCUGCCGUCGCAACUACCUAUGAUGUAGUGGGCUGGAUAGUGCAAGGAAUCCAUCAGGGUGCUCCGCCGCCAUUGUGCUAAAGCAACUUGCCCCCCAAGUCGGGAUCCUGAGUCGGGGCAAUCCUAAAGUGUUUCCGGAAUUCGGACAGCUUAUUGCACCUCAAGCGCUGCGGAGUAGUGGAUGCAUGAAGGAGGGGUGGAUGCAUGGAGGCCGAACCGGGUUGCAAUUUGUUAGUGAGUAGGUAGAUGUGUGGAUGGCGCUUCAGGACUCGCGCGCCCCAUGCACUGAUGCACUGUAACACGGCGCUCGC